UGUUUAUGCUCAGUCCAUAUCAAUAUGAUAUCUGCAUUUAUUCUCUCCGGGGAGCAGCAGAGGUGGGGGGCUCCCUCAAAUCGUCUUCCCUCCAUCUUUACCGCCAUCGGUCCCGUCAUCAUUUGAUUAGGAAGAUUACUUAGACACACGCACUUCAAGCAACCUCCUCUGCUGCUCCCUGACUCCUCAGGGUACUGUGGAGGAGGUGCUCCUUUCUUUCGUCUCUCACCAGAGCCCGACUGGUUAUUGAGCAUUAGGGACCAGCUCUGCCACUUGAUGAGACUCUCCUGUCGCUGCUGCUGCUGCUGCUGCUCUCCAUCGACACACAGGAACAAGACCGAGGUGAAGGAAAAGUUAAAAAGGUCGAGAGACCCAGCUUAAAUUUUUAAAGCUACUUGUUCAGUCUUUAUUUCACAUUUUGCUGUGCCAGCCCUUAGUAGAAGUUGGCAUGCCCUGGACCAGACCCCAGGUGGACCUUCCUGCUGGUUCAGCAGAGGCCAUGGACCAGUACAACACAGAAGACCACCACUACGAGGGCUCGCUGUUCCCGGCUUCCACCCUCAUCCCCGUCACUGUCAUCUGCAUUCUUAUUUUCAUCAUCGGGGUGACGGGUAACACCAUGACCAUCCUCAUCAUCCAGCAUUUCAAAGAUAUGAAGACCACCACCAACCUCUACCUGUCCAGCAUGGCUGUGUCUGACCUCAUCAUCUUCCUCUGCCUGCCCUUUGACCUGUACCGCCUGUGGAAGUACGUGCCCUGGCUGUUUGGAGAGGCGGUGUGCCGCUUCUAUCACUACAUCUUUGAGGGCUGCACCUCGGCCACCAUCCUCCACAUCACGGCUUUGAGCAUUGAGCGCUACAUGGCCAUCAGCUUCCCCCUCAAGAGCAAGGUGGUGGUGACCAGACGCAGGGUCCAGUACAUCAUCUUCGCCCUGUGGGGUUUCGCCCUGGUUUCUGCAGCUCCCACACUCUUCCUGGUUGGGGUGGAGUAUGACAAUGUCACACACCCUGACUACAAUACCGGGCAGUGCAAGCACACCGACUACGCCAUCAUCUCCGGGCAGCUGCACAUCAUGCUCUGGGUGUCCACCACCUACUUUUUCUGCCCCAUGCUCUGCCUCAUCUUCCUCUACGGCUCCAUCGGGUGCAAGCUGUGGAAGAGCAAAAAUGACCUGCAAGGCCCGUGUGCUUUGGCACGUGAACGGUCACACAGGCAAACAGUCAAGAUCCUGGUGGUGGUGGUGCUGGCCUUCAUCAUCUGCUGGCUGCCAUACCACAUCGGCAGGAACCUCUUCGCUCAGGUGGACGACUACGAAACGGCCAUGCUGAGCCAGAACUUCAACAUGGCCUCCAUGGUGCUCUGCUACCUCAGCGCCUCCAUCAACCCCGUCGUCUACAACCUCAUGUCACGGAAGUACAGGGCUGCAGCCAAGCGCCUCUUCCUGCUGCACCAGAGGCCGAGACAAGCCCACCGCAGCCAGAGACAGCUCUGCGUGAUCGACCACAUCUCCACCCUGAAUGAAAGCCUGACAGGUGUCUGAGCGGUGUCUCUGCAGCAGAGGCUUGUUUGGCUUCAUCACCGAAAGGAGAGAGAGUUUAAGUUCACGAGCUGCUGCUGACGAGGAAAGUUGUUGAAUGUGUGUAGAGGAGGAAUAUUUCUUCCAGUUUAUUUUUGAAGUGGAAAAGAGGGCUUGCACUAAAAUGCAAAAUCAGAUUUACUUCUACUCGGCGGCAUUUCGUUCACAGAUGCUGGAUGAAAGUUUCCAACCAUGUCAGAUUUAAACUCCAAGAGAAAAAAAAAGUCAUUUACAUGUUCCCGUUUUAGUGUCAUGACUCAUGUUUACCUCUACAUCGUGUGCUGCUGUUUGGAUGUUUUUCUCUGCUGCUUAUUGAACACAUGCACCGUUUCAGUCCACGGUUACACUGAUUAAUAAAUGAUCUCUCUUUGUUAAUGACAGAUGAUGUUUGCCACAUUUGAAAUGACCGCUCAUUUACAAUGUUUAAUUGUAGUCUCAGUUACAUUCUCCUGUAAGAUUGAAUUUGUUUAAUGUACGCUGGACAAUUGUUAUCAUACUGUUUGUUGGCUGCUCUCAUAAAUCAAGAAAAAAAAAAAAACCUAUUAGCUGUGGGCCAUUAGUUGUUCAGAAUUGAAAUGUGUAUUGGUGUGUGUGUGUGUUUGCAGGGCUGUUUACCAUCUCUCCUGUGAAUAGAUGGAACAUAAACUUGAUAAAAGCAAAUUACUAUGAAAAUAGGGUAGUUGUUGCCUGUGUGUGUGAUACAUAGGCCACCUGAGCCUUGAGGUUUCGGGUCUGCGUACGUGCCGGACAUCACAUGUAAUCUGACACAGCUAUUAUAUUACCUGGGCUCUGAGUUAGAUUUACGCUGGCAGCCAAUGUCCCUGCAUCACCAUAUUUAAAGUAAUGGCUGCUCUAAGUGCAUUUCAAAGAGGGAAAAAAGAUAUUAGGUUGUCAGCAGCGGCACUGCUUAUUGCUUUUAUUGCUUCCACUUGCAUAAUCUUGACACCACUGUCCAAUCCCUCUUUGAUGUUGGGUUUUGGAUUAGAAACUGUACACUUUUGUACCUCAUGCACUCUGGCAGAAGAAAGGUAACGUCAAAGUUAUGUAUUUUUAACCUGAGCAAUGUCUAAUCCCAAAAUAAAACCAGAG
This is a messenger RNA of Larimichthys crocea (large yellow croaker), 2665 nucleotides long. RefSeq names its product motilin receptor (gene mlnr). Gene Ontology annotation, cellular component: plasma membrane. The coding region runs from base 449 to 1540 and encodes 363 amino acids. Lineage: Eukaryota; Metazoa; Chordata; Actinopteri; Sciaenidae. Gene Ontology annotation, biological process: G protein-coupled receptor signaling pathway. The transcript is spliced from 3 exons. Gene Ontology annotation, molecular function: G protein-coupled peptide receptor activity. The record is from RefSeq and is a predicted model, not a curated record.